GAUUAUUCUUGUCUUAUUAAGGAAUAAUUUCAUAAUUAUCCUUCCUGAUAAAUAUCAAGUGCUCAAAUCUCAAUCAGCAAUAACUUUAUUUUCCAAGCACAUCCACUCCUGACUCCUCCCAACAAUGGCUUUUCUUCUUUCAAUUUCCACAACUUCUAUCGUCACAAUCCUUGCCCUUCUAUUUUUUCUCUACUUUUUAUGUUUGAGGAUCUUGAAGAGCAAAUCCAAGAACAAAAGUACUCCACCAAAAGCCGGCGGAGCAUGGCCAGUGAUAGGCCACCUUCACCUCCUAAGUGGACCACAACCGGCUCACAGAACCUUGGGUCUCAUGGCAGACAAGUGCGGCCCAAUCUUCACAAUCAAUUUGGGUGUCCAUCGUGCUCUUGUGGUAUGUAACUCUGAGAUUGCCAAAGAAUGUCUGAUGACCCAUGACAAAGCCUUCGCAAGUCGUCCAAAGACUCUGGCCAUGGAGAUCUUAGGCUACAACCAGACCAUGAUCGGUUUUAGCCCAUACGGCCCAUAUUGGCGUCAAAUGCGCAAGAUGGCCACACUUGAGCUUCUCUCAACCCACCGGCUUGAGAUGCUCAAGAACGUACGACAAUCGGAAGUUAAGACUUCCAUAAAAGAGUUGUACCAAUUAUGGGCAGACAACAGAAGUACCGGUCCGAACCAAGUUUUAGUUGACAUGAAGAGAUGGUUCGGAGAUGUUACCUUAAACGUGAUUUUUAGGAUAAUUGUGGGGAAAAGAUAUAGCGGCGAUGGCCAAGAGAGUGGGGGAUGGAAACUAGUACUAAGGGAGUUCAUUGAGUUGUCUGGGAAAUUUGUUGUGUCCGAUGCGUUGCCGUUUCUAAGGUGGUUGGAUUUGGGAGGUGACGAGAAGGCCAUGAAAAGGAUAGCAAAAGAACUUGACUAUGUUUUUGAAGAAUGGUUGGAAGAACACAAGAAGAAGAGAUCGAGUGGUGAAAGAGUUGACGAGAAGGAUUUCAUGGACGUUAUGCUCUCUGUUCUUGAUGAUGAAAAUGAUCUUCCAGCUGGUCAUAGUGCUCAUACCACAAUCAAAUCCACAUGCCUGGCUCUUAUGUUGGCGGCUUCUGACACAACUUUGGUUACCUUAACAUGGGCGCUAUCACUGCUACUCAACAACCGUGAUGUCCUAUACAAGGCUCAGCAAGAAUUAGAAUCCCACAUCGGGAGAGAAAAGCCAGUGAAUGAAUCAGACACGAAAUCUUUAGUCUACAUAGAAGCCAUUAUAAAGGAAACAUUUCGAAUGUACCCUGCUGCACCACUCUUAAUACCUCAUGAGUCCAUGGAGGAUUGCACCGUAGCAGGUUACCAUAUCCCAGCAGGAACUCAGCUUAUUUUGGAUGCGUGGAAGAUUCAUCACGAUCCACUGGUGUGGGAGGACCCUCACGAGUUUAGGCCAGAGAGAUUUCUUACAACCCACAAGGAUGUUGAUGUUAAGGGACAAAAUUUUGAGUUGAUACCGUUUGGGAGUGGCAGAAGAAUGUGUCCGGGAGUGUUGUUUGCUCUUCAAGUGUUGCGGCUUACACUUGCUAAUCUGCUUCAUGGGUUCGAUUUUGAAACCCCAAAUGGUGAACCAGUUGAUAUGACUGAGAGCAACGGAUUGACAAUUCUUAAAGAAUCACCACUUGAAGUCCUUGUUGCUCCACGCCUCCAAGGUCAUCUUUAUUUGGAUGAUUCGAGUAGUAGCACCUAACUAAAGACUGCAAAUAAUGCUCAUUUUAUUCUCAGAAAUAAAGAAAUAAGAAUUAAAAAAAAAUAAAGAAAUAUGUAAGAAUUAAACUUAAAUAUUAAAUUGUCAUCUUCUUUAGGUGUAGAGACUGAGUACUUGUUUAAUUUGUUGUGUCUGUACUUUAGUUCCUAGCAUAAGAUCUUGAUGCGUUGUAUAAAUUUUCCCCUAGUCUGAACGAUUGUUUUGUUGUUGUGUCUGUCCAUUUAUCAGUUCCUAGCAUAAGAUACUGAAUGACAGUCAACUA
Molecule: messenger RNA, 1997 nt
Organism: Tripterygium wilfordii
Lineage: Eukaryota; Viridiplantae; Streptophyta; Magnoliopsida; Celastrales; Celastraceae
Product: cytochrome P450 CYP82D47-like
Exons: 2
Coding region: 125-1717 (530 amino acids)
Biological process (GO): defense response to other organism
Molecular function (GO): heme binding; oxidoreductase activity, acting on paired donors, with incorporation or reduction of molecular oxygen; monooxygenase activity
Source: RefSeq, a predicted model, not a curated record